AGUCAAAAACCUAAUGAGAAGGAGGAAUAAAAACAAAAUAAUGUUUUUUCGUUUUUCGAGAAAAUUGGUUAAUUAAAUUACAAACAAAAAACGGUUAAUUAGAUUUAGGUCAAAAUAAACUGAUACAUUGAUCAAACCUUUAGUAGUGAACAAGAGAGGAAAGAAAGAUUUUUUUCUAGUUUAUUCCUUUAGCAGUCAAAACCCAAAGCUGUAACAAAUACAAGUAUGGCAGACAAUAUACUGAAUAUAGAUGGGAGUGUGCUUGAAGGGGGUGGCCAGAUAUUACGUAUAUCAAUAUCUCUGAGCGCAAUACUAAAAAUUCCAGUUAGAAUAACUAACAUCCGCGCCAACAGGUCCAAGCCAGGUCUAGCUGCUCAACAUUUGAAAGGUAUACAACUUGUAGCAGACAUGUGUGGUGCAAAGCUAAAGGGUGCAAACAUCGGCUCCACAGAGAUAGAGUUUGUGCCUGGGAAAAUUAGAGGUGGACAUUAUAUAGCUGAUACUAAGACUGCUGGCUCAAUAAGUCUGCUCCUCCAAGUGGCUCUCCCGGUGGCGCUGCUAGCUGAUGAUGAUGUGACACUGGACCUAAAGGGUGGUACCAACGCAGAGAUGGCACCACAGAUAGACUACAUGGAGCUUGUCUUCAGACCCCUGCUAAACAAGUUCGGGGGAGACUUCCGAAUGGAGAUACUGAGGAGAGGCUACUACCCUCGCGGCGGCGGUCACGUGUGUGUGACGGUGUCUCCGAUGCGCGCGCUGCGGGCGGCCUCGCUCACAUACCGGGGGGACGCCGCCACGGUCCACGGGUAUAGCUUUGCUGCUGGUACCCUGCCUCUUAAGAUGGCGGUCGAAAUGGCGGAUGGCGCUAAGCAAUCAUUGGCGGGCGAGAAAGUUGACAUUCGGUGCGUCAAGGAGGAUAGGAAUAUGGCGCCCGACAACUGCGCGGGGAUCAUCCUGCACUGCCUUCUAUCUGGCGGCAGUACGCUGGGCGCGGACGCUCUAUGCGGGCGCGGCGCUCGCGCGUACGACGCGGGUGCUAAGGCCGGCGCCGCGCUUCGUGACGUCAUAGUCACCGGCGCCGUGGUCGAUACGCAUGCGCAGGAUCAGCUGAUCGUGUACAUGACGCUAGCGGAGGGGCGAUCGGCGCUGCGCGUGGGGGAGGUCACACUACACACUAAAACCGCUAUAUAUAUCGUUGAGACUAUCACUAAAAUAAAAAUCGACGUGCGGCCGGACGGUCAACAGAAUAUCAUCGAGUGCACCGGCUUAGGUUAUGUAAAUCCCAACAUGGCGGACACGUAGCCUCAUUCCUAUGAAUUAAGAUUGGAAUAAUAAUACUCAGAGCUUAUUUAAAUAUCUAGUCAAAGUAACAAAGUAAUUACUAACCUUUUACUACUAAAGAUGUAUGCAGCGUAUAAUUUUAAUUAUUAUACGUAAUAGUAAUUACUUUUCAUGGUCCGCUGUCUUUAUCGUGUAAUAUUUAUAAUAAGUCUGAAACAGGGCCCGAUUUAAAGGGCGGCGAACCGGGCAUUUGCCCAGAGCGGAAAAAGAAUUAGGGGCGGCAAACAAUUAUUCCUCUCAAUCAAUUCCGCAAAUGAAUUGUCAAAAC
Molecule: messenger RNA, 1609 nt
Organism: Aricia agestis (brown argus)
Lineage: Eukaryota; Metazoa; Arthropoda; Insecta; Lepidoptera; Lycaenidae
Gene: Rtca
Product: RNA 3'-terminal phosphate cyclase
Exons: 10
Coding region: 226-1302 (358 amino acids)
Biological process (GO): RNA processing
Cellular component (GO): nucleus
Molecular function (GO): RNA-3'-phosphate cyclase activity
Source: RefSeq, a predicted model, not a curated record